This is a messenger RNA of Rhinichthys klamathensis goyatoka, 1434 nucleotides long. It is a transcript of the gene cnih2, whose product is annotated as cornichon family AMPA receptor auxiliary protein 2. Lineage: Eukaryota; Metazoa; Chordata; Actinopteri; Cypriniformes; Leuciscidae. The record is from RefSeq and is a predicted model, not a curated record. Bases 499 to 981 code for a protein of 160 amino acids. Gene Ontology annotation, cellular component: synapse; dendrite. Gene Ontology annotation, biological process: regulation of AMPA receptor activity; vesicle-mediated transport. The transcript is spliced from 6 exons.
AAUCUUAGAGACGGGGGAGGGGAGCGAUUCUCCACAUAUACAAACACCCCUCUGCCAAUCAGAGAAAAAGACAGAGAAGGAGAGCAAGUGGAGGAACAGAGGAUACAACAGAGAGAGUGAAAAGAGGAAACAGCUCGAACAGUUAUCUUAGGUGAACAGAGAGGAAGAAUUACACACAAACACACACGGUCCAGCCACAAGUUGCAAGGCGCUUGAGCCAGCGGAGGCGGAUAGCCAGCCAGACACCUCAUAUCUGCAGCUCCAGACCAAGAAGAUUCCUCUCUAAUUCUCUCCCGACUUCAUCCUAAGCUGGACCGCAAGCUUUAAGACGAGGGGUAGAGAGAGACAGAAGAAGAGGAAAGUGCUUCGCAACUUCCUUGACGGGGGCGAGACUGAGUUUAACUCAGUGAAGAGAGGACAGAGUGAGAGAGAGAGCAGGGGAAAACUCCCCCUCGCCCUCUCUCGACCCGGAUCACCGUCAGGCUGGCUGGAACAGCCAUGGCCUUCACCUUUGCGGCCUUUUGCUACAUGUUAACACUCGUGUUAUGCGCUGCCCUCAUCUUCUUCGUCAUCUGGCAGAUUAUUGCGUUUGAUGAGCUGCGCACAGACUUCAAAAACCCCAUCGAUCAGAGCAACCCCACAAGAGCGAGGGAAAGAAUAUUGAACAUCGAGAGAAUCUGCAACCUCCUCCGAAGGCUGGUGGUACCAGAGUAUUCCAUCCACGGGCUGUUCUGUCUGAUGUUCAUGUGUGCAGGGGAAUGGGUAACUCUGGGCCUUAACAUCCCCUUGCUGCUCUAUCACCUCUGGAGGUUUUUCCACCGUCCUGCAGAUGGGUCUGAAGUUAUGUAUGAUCCAGUGAGUGUGAUGAAUGCGGACAUUCUGAAUUAUUGCCAAAAAGAGUCCUGGUGCAAACUAGGCUUCUACCUUCUCUCCUUUUUCUACUAUCUGUACAGUAUGGUGUAUGCUUUGGUCAGCUUCUAAGUGAUCAAAUGAAGGAAAGAGGACUAUGAAAGGAAGGAGAGAAACGACAAAGCAAAGACCGACUGUGUCGUGCUCACCUCUUCCUCAUCCACAUACCUUGUUCAGCUCCUCCUCAGAUCUCCUGGGUGGGGAUGGACGAUGGACAGAUGUAGAAAAAGCUCAAGACAAGGAGGCAUUUAAAGCCGUCAAUGUAAAGCUGCCUCAAUUACUGCCAUUAAAAAGAAGAAGAAAAAACGAGUGCAAUAGAGAGAGAGAUAUCUGGUGAACAAAAGACUCAGGCAGUGUAGAUGUUUUGUAACACCAUUUAAUUUCUCAAGGGCUGCUGAAAAUUUCCGCUGCUCAUAGCAACAACUGAUCGGUUCUUAAUGUCUACAAAGAGACACAUAAUGUGCUACCAAGAUCAUUACAGAAUGUGUUACCUUGACUUUUAAAUCAAUAGACCGUGGACUUUUU